AUGGAUUCGUUUAUGUUUAGCUUCAGCUAUCCUAACGGUGAACCUCAAACUCCAACGAGGACUCCGAACACCUUCGACUCGUUUCACACCCCAAAACUCGAAUCUAGCUUUUUUGACCCCCGGGUGACCUGGGAUACCUCCGAUCCAUAUGCCUCCAGCCCGGAGCUCCUUCGCACGCCGCAAAAGUUCGGUCUAGGCUCGUCGAAUUCACUGAAAGGUCACAAUGGGGAGACGACUGGUUACAGGGGGAGAUCUUCGGACCAAACCGAUACGGCCAGACGCAUUCGCUCGGUGAAGCCUCUUCCGACUAUGGGCGAGGAAUACCCUCGGACAGUGGGGUCGGCCAAAUCAGCAGCCUCAAUGCAAACACCGCCGCCGACAAGUGCAUCAAGACGAAAAAUCCCCGAGUUUGACCAGCCCGAUGGACAUACACAAGGAGCAACGCCGGGCAUGGGAGGUCAUUUGGAAACACCCAGUCGUCUUCUCGGAGCGUCUCCUCGAAUGUUCGGCAACCUCCAGUCGUCGCCCGAUCUUUUUCAGUUGGCUUCAUUGGAUCCCACGGGCUCGCCUUUCUUCCCACAGCAACGACUUUUCUGGGAUCAUGAUCUAGACAAUACAGUGAGCGAGGUUCCCUUACCUAGCAACGAGACCAAUGUCAAUGCUCGUCAGACUUCUGCCUUUACAAACACACAUCAAAUCCCCCAAUUACCAACCAUUAGUGGUUCAAUUCCCGACUUUGGCAACGGCUUUGGAAUUUCAGCACCACCACCCACUGAUGCUGCCCUAUUUCCUGCGCCGUUCUCGACCUCUCCCCGGCUUCCGGUCACCAAGGCUGAGGAUCCGGCUCUGUUUCUCAGCUCCCCUGCUCGGAGAUUCGGAGGGCCUCAAAUGACACCAGAGACACGGUCUCUUCGCGGCCUUCGACAACCCUAUCACCACCAGGCAGAAGAGUCAAGGCGGGAGGAGCUUAUUCGUUCGCAGGCACCAGAUGGCCACCGAUCUGAUCCUUUUACUGCCUUCCCGAGCGAGAGCGACGAGGAGGAUGACGACUACACACCGAGGGGAAUACGACCAGGUCUAACCCGUAGUAUGACCCAUAACGGCCUGCCUAGCUCCUCCCGGCAGCUCAGUCAACCUGGGGGUUUGAUGGCAUCCACCAGUGGAAUCCGCAAGAGCCCAUGUAAAGGGCGUUCGUCUCCAGCGAAGCCCAUGCGUCCAGCCCCCUUGACACGAUCUAGUUCGACGGCCACCGGCUCCUUGACGCGCUCGUCGUCUGUAGUGCUUCGCAUCGGUCGAGAUGGCCGUGCAAAGGCUGAAAUGGAGCCACUCAGUGAGACUCCUACAGGGUUGACUGACCCCCUGACCGGGAUUGAUCUGGAUGGCUCUACAACCGAGAGUGAAUCAGACCCAGCCGAGUUCUCGGAAUAUCCCGUGUUGCAUCGCGCUCAGUCGUCCUUUUCGCUUUAUGACAGCUCAAGGCGUCCACUAUCCCGGAGUGAUUCAGGCUCCCGGCCUCCUUCAAAGGGCUCCUAUGCUUCCACCGUCGGUUCAUCACACUCGGGUCGGAUGUCACCCUGGGCUGGCUCUUCUAGGGGAGGCGGGCGAGCAACGUAUCGUGGAUCUCCUGAUAUUAAGCGGACACCCAAACGGCAUUCCUCUCUGCUGCACUCGGACUCGACAUAUACUCGGAGUAGCGUAGCAUCAGACUUGUUGCCCGGCGAGGAGGACGAAAGUGGUGAUGCUCAAUCUGCGCUCCGACAGGUUCUUAAAGAACGUGGCCGGGGACCAAGACCCGCCGCGAACGCGUUUGGCAACCGACUUUCUCGAUCAUCACAUACCUUCACUCAUCUCCGCUCAUCACCACCCCGCCUUGGCAGUGAUUUUGACAUACAUCCCCGCCACAAUGCUUCUCCCACGACCUUGACCGACCCUGACCUGGCAACCCCCAGCACAGACCGUCACAGCAACCCCAGUAACGGUACACGAUGUGUCUGUCGCUCGAUGGAUAACGGUGGUCAUCUCAUGAUUCAAUGUGAGUCGUGUACACAUUGGCUGCAUACCAGAUGUGUUGGAUUGGAGCGUGCAAACCUGCCCUCUGUCUAUGUCUGUGUGUUUUGUGCCCAAACACCAUCCCGCCAAAACCGUGCCCGGACAACUUAUGUCCCCAUGGAGCAAGCCCCUCCCUCUCCCUUGGCCCACAAGUCAUUCCGCCUCCGGUAA
Molecule: messenger RNA, 2220 nt
Organism: Penicillium verrucosum
Lineage: Eukaryota; Fungi; Ascomycota; Eurotiomycetes; Eurotiales; Aspergillaceae
Product: PHD finger domain protein
Exons: 2
Coding region: 1-2220 (739 amino acids)
Source: RefSeq, a predicted model, not a curated record